Messenger RNA from Chaetomium strumarium, 1768 nucleotides. Its product is annotated as EXS family-domain-containing protein. The transcript is spliced from 3 exons. Gene Ontology annotation, cellular component: Golgi apparatus; plasma membrane; cytoplasm. Gene Ontology annotation, molecular function: inositol hexakisphosphate binding. Gene Ontology annotation, biological process: cellular response to phosphate starvation; phosphate ion transport. The coding region runs from base 360 to 1457 and encodes 365 amino acids. NCBI's taxonomy places the organism in Eukaryota, Fungi, Ascomycota, Sordariomycetes, Sordariales, Chaetomiaceae. The record is from RefSeq and is a predicted model, not a curated record.
UCAUCUGACCGCUUUUUGCAGUAUCGGUUGCUCCUUUCCGGACUGUACCCAGUAGAAUUCCGGGACUUUUUUCUGGGCGAUAUCUGGUGCUCGUUGACUUACGCAACCUGCGUACGUAGCCAUAACCCCCAAUCUCUGCUUGAUUGGUUUGAGUGACUGACGUCCUGCAGAACAUCGAGCUCUUCUUCUGCCUGUACGCAACCAGCUGGGAUGACCCGCAACGUUGCAACUCGUCACAUUCUCGCCUUCUCGGCUUUUUUGGCGCGCUCCCCCCGAUAUGGCGUGCCUUACAAUGCAUCAGGCGUUACCAUGACACGCGAAAUGUAUUCCCGCACCUUGUCAACUGCGGGAAGUACACCAUGACGAUCCUGACGGCUGUCUGGCUCAGCCUGUACCGCAUAGGGGACACCCAGACCAACUUGAGCUUGUACAUUGCGCUCGCCACCAUCAACGCGGUAUAUUGCUCAAUCUGGGACCUCUUCAUGGACUUCUCCGUCUUGCAAGGCAACGCCCGGCAUAGACUGCUCCGCGACAUCACGGCGCUCCGCCCGGUGUGGAUCUACUACCUCAUCAUGGUGAUCGACCCCAUCCUGCGCUUCUCCUGGAUCUUCUACGCCAUCUUCACGCACGACGCGCAGCACAGCACCAUCGUGUCCUUCAUGGUGUCCCUCGCCGAGGUCGUGCGCCGCGGCCUGUGGACCCUCCUGCGCGUGGAGAACGAGCACUGCGCCAACGUGGCCCAGUACAAAGCCUCCCGCGACACGCCUCUGCCCUACCACCUUGAGAACUUCGUCCAGCGGCCCAGCCUUGAGGAAGCAGCCGCCACGACCACAGCGUCGCUGCAUCACACCCCGUCAGCCAUGGACGGCGGCCCCGCCCCUCCUACCACCCCGAAGACUCCGCGUACCGUCCCACCACAAACACCAGGCACUGCUUCUUCCCAGCGCCAUGGCCCCGUCCCGACGCCGCUGAGCGAAGCCGCGGUGGAAGUAUCCGCGCCCGCAAUGCCAACCACGACGACGACCGGCGCCGCUACUACGGCUCUGGAAGGUGGCGCAGGGGGGCCAGGCACAUUCAGGCGACGGCGGACCGACACGCUCGGGAAGAGGUCCAUCUUGCAGGCCAUGGCGGAGGCGCACAAGCAGGACUUUGAGAAGAGGCGGGUGCCAGCUGGGGAGGAGAGGAAGGACUCGCCGCUUGGCGGGGAUGAGGAGGAGGAUGACGACGAGGAGGAGGAGGAGGAGGAGUUGAAGAGUGAGGAGGAGAGGAUUGAAGAAGAAGAGGACGAGGAGGCGGAUACUAGUAAUGACAGUAGAGAGGGGCCACGUCGCGGUGGAUUGCGGAGGAUGGGGACUAGAGGGGCGAGGGAGGGAUCGGGGGACAGGGGGUUGAUGCCCGGUGGUGGUAGUGGUGGUCAUAAAGGGCCGGAUGAUACCUAUCAAAAGAGCUGGGAAUGAUGGGAUUUAUUAUUGGAUGAAGUAAUGACACCUUCGAUAGAUGGGAUGGCGCGGAGUUAUGGAGGGUGCAAUGUUUCUUGAUAUGAUUUGGAGAUUUGCUGGGUGGACAGGGGUGUGUUGGAUACUAGAUGCUACAUACAAUUUAAUGGCCCUCUUGACCACUCUAUAUAAUGUCUAUGCCACCACGCAACACCCAUGAUUUGGCCAGGGUAUCUCUCCUCUACACAACACGCUCAACCAAUAAUGCCAGGCUUAGUAAAUCCCUCUUCUAUCAACAUUCUUCAAACAACCAAAUAUAUUAAUAAGCCCUU